AUAUGGUUCCACUUCCCGGUUAUAGGCAGUCACACUUUGGAAAGUGAUAAUUAAAGACGUCGACGAUCGGCUAACAAAAUGGAAGCAUUUCCAACGACUUACGAUGCCAGGGACAGGAUCUGGAGCGGAUCAAAGCGCUCUCCAAUCUAUAGUGAGGAAACUUCCUUGGGAAGAAUUAUCUUAAAAACUAUGAGAACCUUUCCAAAAAACGUGUGCCAGAUCGAUGAUGUUGAUGGCGUGUCAGUGACCUUUGAACAAGGAAUUUCGUGGGCUAUUCGGAUGGCCCAGCACUUCAAGAAACGAGGUCUGAAACACUCCGAUGUUAUAGGCAUUGUAGCCAGGAACACCACUUACGUAAUGCCUUUGGGAGUGGCAUGUCUUCUCAAUGCAACACCUUUUCACGCAGUGAAUCCGACUAUGGAUGAGGCAACUACCAACCACGUGUUUUCCAUAACCAAACCAAGCCUGAUAUUCUGCGAUGGCCAAGACUACCAGAAGGUCCGGGCAGCUACCAGCGAGUGGCAACCGGAGAUCUUCACAAUCACCGAACCCCUUCCAGGAGUACCGCACAUUGAGACCUUGCUGGAUCCUACUCCGACCGAGUUCUGUUAUCAACCAGAGCCCCUGAAGGAAGGUGGCGACCAAACUGCGGCUAUUUUGUGCUCCUCGGGGACCACCGGCUUACCCAAGGCUGUUUGUAUUUCUAAUCGGUGCUUGGUGAGCCUUGAGUUCUUUAUGAUUAAUAACGACAUGGUAACAUACUCAGCUAGUGGCUUGGAUUGGUACAGUGGCCUGUCCUCUUUCGUCAUGUCUACCACAAUCGGAUGUACCCGGAUCAUUACCAACAAACCCUUUUCUGCCGAAUAUUUUGUCCAACUGGUGGAGAAGUACAAGAUUACCAACGCCAUCUUUCCGCCGCGACAUUUGUCCGCUUUGGUGAACUGCCCGGCGGCCACCAAAGAGACAUUGACCUCUUUGAUAAGUUUAUUUUAUGGAGGAGGAAUCACCUCCAUGGAAACACAGAAACGUCUCCAGGAACUCGUCCCUAAAUGUGUUCUGACAUCCGGAUAUGGAUUUACUGAAGCCGGAGGCGUGACCGCCGUCUUGGGAUUGGGUAGCGGGAACACUGCGGGAAAACCUGUAUCUGGGGUGAAAAUUCGAAUUGUUGAUGACGAUGGAAAGUUCUUGACCUACAAUGAAGUGGGUGAGAUCUGCGUAAAAACUGGCCUACCCUGGAAUGGAUACUACGGAAAUCCACUGGAGUCACGACGCAUGCAGGAUUUUGAGGGAUGGUACCACUCUGGUGAUCUGGGCUACUUCGAUGAAAAGAAUCUACUGUAUAUCGUGGACCGCAAAAAAGAGAUCCUCAAGUACCAGGGCAAUCACUACUGGCCAUCCGAAAUUGAGGCUGCCAUAUCGGAGUUGUCGCAGGUCCAGGAUGUGUGCGUGGUGGGUAUUUAUGACGAGAAGAAUGGAGACUCAGCUGGUGCCUUGGUGGUCAAGAAGAAAGGUGCCUCCGUCACCGAGAAGGAGAUCAUCGACCAUGUGGCCAAGCGACUGCCUGUCGUUUAUAAACAACUCCAUGCCGGAGUUCAAUUUACGGAGGAGCUUCCCGCCAAUCCAAAUGGAAAGACAGUCAAGCGGGCAGCUCGCGAGCAGUUUUUGGCUAAAAAGUCAGCUGCGGCUUAAAACUAAAUACUCUGGGAAAUUGGAAUUUAAAAUACUUACUUUUAUUUAUUUAAUAUUAAUUAUACAUGAAAAAACACAACUAAAUAUAAAUAAACUGAUGCCAAAAUUAAAAUAUCUUACAGAUAAAAGAUAUCAAUAUCGAACUUAAAAAAAACGGCAAGUCAGCAUGAAAAAGCACAAAAAUCGCAUAAAUGUGCUGAUUCAGCAAGAGUUGUUUAAAAAUCUGUUGAUAAAAUGAUAUUAUGGAUUAAGUAAUUGCUAUUAUUUUUUAACAAGUUAUUUACCUAUAUUUUUAUGAAUGAAAUACCUUAUCAGACAAAUAGUAUUGAUAAGACCUGUCUGGGGGAUGGAAAUAAAAACACCACUUACGCAUAGAUUAGCGAUUUAUUAUUUUAUUAGGCUAAUUCGAAAUACUCUAUUUAGAGAGGUUAGAUGAUAAACUACUGACAUUUUCACUGAUGAAAAAUAUGUAGUUUUUGAUACAUUUAAAUAAAAAAUUUACCUUCAAGAGUGAAAGUGCAUUAUAAUUAAUUAAAAAUAAA
Drosophila ananassae is the source of this 2231-nucleotide messenger RNA. Its product is annotated as 4-coumarate--CoA ligase 1. The coding region runs from base 79 to 1689 and encodes 536 amino acids. Gene Ontology annotation, molecular function: long-chain fatty acid-CoA ligase activity. The record is from RefSeq and is a predicted model, not a curated record. NCBI's taxonomy places the organism in Eukaryota, Metazoa, Arthropoda, Insecta, Diptera, Drosophilidae. The transcript is spliced from 5 exons. Gene Ontology annotation, biological process: long-chain fatty acid metabolic process; fatty-acyl-CoA biosynthetic process.